Cylindrotheca closterium is the source of this 1521-nucleotide messenger RNA. NCBI's taxonomy places the organism in Eukaryota, Bacillariophyta, Bacillariophyceae, Bacillariales, Bacillariaceae. The record is from the annotation of a GenBank genome assembly.
AUGGUGGAUGUUGGAAUUGGAGCACUUCUUAUAGUCUUGGGAGUGAUCAUAGGUAUAUUGGUGACCCUCCUAAUUCAAACGAGGCGCAGACAGUCAUCGCGUAACGAUGGGUCUAAUAAUAAGCAAAGGGGAAAUCAAGGGGACGAAGAAACGGGGAAUCAGGGAACAAACGAGAGAGCUGCUGAAAAAGCCAGACAAGCCAGAAUUGCUGCAAACAACAGUCAUGCGAAGGAUACAAAUUCAGAAGCAUUCGAUGAAUCCAUCCGAUAUGCCAAGCCCAACUAUGAUGGCGACGGCCAGUAUGAGGAAGCCCACAAUGGUACCACCAAGGUCAGUUACGAGGAUGACGGCAAUCUGAGAUGUCCACAGAAUUUACACGAAGCCCAAUUGAGAAGACAACGAAUGCCUUCCAUGAUCAUCUUGGUCCGACAUGGCGAAAGUGAAGGUAAUGCGGAUCACACACUGUAUCGUACCAAACCAGAUAAUCUUGUGGAAUUGACUCAAAAGGGAAUGAAACAAGCUCACAAGGCGGGGAAACGAGUGGAAAAGGUAUUCAACUCUAUAGAUGUACAAGCUCAUGAGAAACGAAAGUCCCUCGGGGAAGAUACAUCCGGAACACAUACGGCCGCCAUUCGACGAAUACAUUUGGUGAUUUCGCCCUUUGAACGGACACGCCAAACGGCUGCUGCCAUGCGCCCAUGGUUUGCCCAUCGGAUCGUUCGUACCAAUCUCGAACCUCGCAUUCGAGAACAAGAAUUUGCCAAUUUGCAAGGUCAUGAUUUCGGUGACUUUCGAAAGGAGCAAAAACGGGUGGGCCGCUUCUGGUAUCGCUUUCCGACAGGAGAGAGUGGGUCUGAUGUGUAUGACCGCGUCAAGUCUUGGUGGCAAGAUGACGUGAUGAACGUGAAUGAGCGAUAUGGAUUCGAGAAAGUCGAUGCCAUGGUAGUCGUCACACACGGUUUGACCAUGCGGUUUGUGCUGAUGCAGCUCUUUGGUUGGUCCCCGACGACUUUUCAUUCUGUUUGGAAUGCCGACAAUUGUAGCAUGUAUGUCUUGCGCAAGGACUUGUCGAAACCGGGACCCUCGCCAUAUGUAUUCGACGAAGUGUCAGGAGAUGCACCACAAUCUUCCAUUGAUUUGAAAGUGGAAUUUGAUGGCUUUCACAACAAGAUAUACAAGCUGCACGACUACUUGAAGAUACCCCCACCUAGAACUCGGCAUCUGAAUGAAGUCAAGGCAAAGUUAGCGGAGCAGUAUCCCGAAGUCGACAAGGACCGCAUUAGCAGUGUUGUCUUCUUGCCAUUCAUGGAGGGUGCAGUGGCCGAACAGCGAACUAGAACUGGGCGGCGAGCUAGCUUGAGCGCGGUCGAGACUCGUGGAGCAGCAGGAGGAGGUUCUACUCAGCUAGGCGGAGGACGACAGGAGCGACAAAAACGAUUUCACCAUUCGAAAAGUGACGAUUUGGGUGGUUUCUGUCCCCACCCCGAGCUCUACGCUGAACAGGAAGAGGGUUGGUCCUAA